This is a messenger RNA of Entrophospora candida, 1584 nucleotides long. NCBI's taxonomy places the organism in Eukaryota, Fungi, Glomeromycota, Glomeromycetes, Entrophosporales, Entrophosporaceae. The record is from the annotation of a GenBank genome assembly.
AUGCAUUCAGAAACACCACCAUCAACGAAAAGCUGGUUGAAAGCCAAACUUCAAACUAUUAAACGGGUGAUUGGAUUUCAUUUUUCUGAUGAAGUUCUAAUAUCUAUUUUAAUAUUUCAAAUUAUUUUUGGCUUAACCUGUGCCACAAUUAAUUGUGAAGAGCCACAAACAAUUGCAGAAUUCACAUCAAGUCUUUUUAUUAACAAAGCAAGAGAUGAAAAUUUGUAUUUAUUAUCUAAUGAUUCACCUGAAGAAAUUACAAUAAAAACACAAAAAUCUUCUAGAUCGUUGAGAACUGUCGACUCAAAUAAAUCCAAUGAUAAGAAAUUAACGGUAACAUCAACAGCGCAUGAUUUGGCCCGAACUAAACGACGUUCCAAUAUGUCAUACAAUUCAUCAAAUCCAAAAGAUUUGUUGAACACUGAAUCAAAUACUCUUGAAUAUGGUCAAGCAGGAUCUAGCAGUAUAAUUGGUGGCGGUGAUGAAUCAAUGGGAUCAAAUACAUUGUAUCCAGAUUCAGGAGAUAACAACUCACAAAAGCACAGAGAGCGUUCACGUCUUUAUGAUAGUCCUAAAGAAUCAAAUGUUUCUUUUAAUAGAUCAUCAAGUCUAACGACAUCACGUAGAAAAAACACUGCCAUUUCAUCAACCUCGAUACAGCAACAACCUAAUGACAACAGUAAUACUUCCGAGAAAAUGUCAUCAACAUUGUUAUUAUCAAUUCGUCCAAAACUAAGUGUUAGCACCGGACAAUCGCGCAAAAAUACACAAUCAAUCAAUCAUCAACCGCACAUAAGUCCUUCACCAACACAGACACCUAACACACCGAGUGAUUAUACAUUCUCCAAGAAAAAACACGAAAGUUUGAGUACAUCAGGUAUUUUUGAUCCUCCAUCUCCUUACUUUUCAAACUCUCGUAAACUAGCACAUGCGGUGAUUAUUGAAAGUUUAACUGAGGCAAAUGAAACGAUACAUGCUUUGUUAAUGGAGAUUCUUGUUAAAAAACAAGUUGUUGAUAGGACUUCAGUUUACGGUUUACCCAAACCCUUUAUAAUUGUUGCUUUGCUACCAAUCACAGAUAGUAAUAGUUAUGAUAUACCUAGACAAUUGCUUGAUAGGUUUUUUAUUAAUUAUACAUAUGAAAGUGUUAUUGGAAUACCAUCAGGCGGAGGAAGAUCUCCAAUGAAUGUUAAUCGUCGUAAUGCACUUAUUAGAAAUUCUGUAAAUAAUGUGAUUAUUCAUAAUGAUAUGGAAAGAUAUAUUAGGGAUGUUGUUGUUGGAAUACGUACACACCGUUUAGUUAAAGGUGGUGUUACAGCUCGCUCAUAUUUGGAUUUUAUGACUCUUAUCAAAGCUUUGGCGGCUAUUCUUCAACAUCAUUAUGUAACCCCAAAGUUGGUUUUGUUUGCCAGUGAAAAGGUUUUUUGUCAUAGGUUGAUCUUAAGAGACAUUAAAGAUGAUAAGAGUAUCAUGUAUGGUACAAGUAUAACAACUUUGAUGAGAAGAAGAAAACUAUUGCCAAAAGUCUUGACAUCUGGUGAUAUUGUAGCAGAUGUUUUACAAUGUGUAUGGCCACCUGUGUGA